UAAAGGUAGAAGUAACCAUAGCGAACGUCGUUUUAUUUCUUAUUCCCCACGUUUCAAAAAAACCGUGAAAUUUUCUUAAUCUGUUGGCCUUCUUCCACGAUUCCUCUGACCUUUCUUCUUCACUUUUAAUUUCUGGUCUUCGGUGAUACCCAAUCUAUCUUCCGUUCAAAUCCCAAACCCCCUUCGCAUCCAAUGCCCUAGUUUCGCUCCAUUCUCUCCGGUUCCUCCCCACGAUGUCCAGCGACACCUCCUUCGCGGACCACAAGCUCUGCGGUUUCCUCUGUACGGUUCUCACACUCACUCCCCGCGACGACUCAGACACCACCGACAUACCCUUCCCCGAGCCAUGCGAAAUCUUCGGCGAAGGGGGCGAGGUCGGCUUCCGGACCCCGAACGGCGUCGUUCUGGGCCCGGUGCUCGAUUCGUUGCAAUGCGGCGGUGGCGGCGGUGGCGGCUCCAACAAGAUCAAGAGAAGGAACAAGAUUGGAAUGGUGAACGGGAGCGUGAGCGUGGUUCACCAGCUCCACGCCAUGGUCACUCGCAAGUGCGCCAGAAUCGACGCUCGCGUGGUGUGCGUUGAAGCGCUUCCUAGGGUUGUGGUGCUGGUUGACGUGUAUGUCCCCGUUCAGGUAUGGAGUGGCUGGCAGUUUCCGAGAUCGGGACCCGUCGCUGGCGCCGUUUUUCGCCAUUUGAGCUGUGAUUGGAAUGAGAGACGUUCAAUGCUUUCAUAUCCAGACUAUUGUAGGAAGACUUAUGGAGCAAAUGAGAGCAUUUGGAACCUUUCUGAUUGUCAUGUACUUGGUUGCAAGCUCCAUUCCGGUGUGAGCAAUUCUUCAAGGAAAAUACUAUUUCAACUUCAUGAAAUUUUUAAGGCACUACCUGGUGUAGGAAAGCGGCAGACAUUUAAUAGUUCCAAGAUAAUACCUAUGGAUAACAUUUGCAGAUCAGGCAUUUGGGAGUUAUCUGAUGAUAUUUUAACUAAGAUUUUAGCUUCCCUGGGCCCAAUGGACCUCACUAGGGUUUCUGCAACAUGUCAUCAUUUAAGAUCCUUGGCUGCUUCGGUAAUGCCUUAUACCAAGUUAAAUCUGUUUCCUCAUCAGAGGACAGCAGUUGAGUGGAUGUUGCAUCGUGAGCGAAAUGCUGAGCUUUUGCCACAUCCGUUAUUUGUAGCUCUCUCAACUGAAGAUGGCUUUAGUUUCCAUGUAAAUACUGUAACUGGUGAUAUUGUUACUGGGGAAGCUCCCACCGUCAAGGAUUUUCGUGGAGGAAUGUUUUGUGACGAGCCUGGCUUGGGUAAGACUGUAACAGCUCUCUCUCUUAUUAUGAAGACGCGAGGUACAUUGGCAGACCCGCCAGAUGGGGCACAAGUAGUCUGGUGUCAACAUAAUGGUAAUCAGAAAUGUGGAUAUUACGAGGUCAGUGUUAGUGGUAAUCACAUCACUGGUUGUACUACCUUGGGUAAGAGGGAUGUGUGCCAAGAUACCAGCAGAACUAAUGAUAACCAUGAUUACUCCUCCAAAAGAGCCAGAUUGAUAGAUCCUGAUCAGCAAAUAACUAAACUUCAUGAUUCAUGUUCCAGGGAAGAAAACAAAUCACCUGUUGAUGCAUGUUUCAAGGAAUCUAUGCAUUCAAAUCAGUUCACUGGGAGUUUGAGUCGCAUAAAGAAAAAUCUACAUUUCACAUUUGAAGAUGAAGCUAUGAUUUCCAAGGAAAGAGAAAUUGGUGAAGGAUUAAUUAAAGCAAAGCAUGCAUUAGAUGUUACAUCUCAUGUAUCUCAAAACAAGUCGCCUGGGAAGCCUAAAGGUGACUGUUUUGAGUACAAUGAUACAUGGAUUCAGUGUGAUGCUUGUCACAAGUGGCGAAAGCUUGUAGACAAUAGUAUGGCUAAUUCUAGUGCAGCAUGGUUUUGUAGUAUGAACACUGACCCUCUGUAUCAAAGUUGUAGUGUCCCUGAACAACAUUUUCAUAAUAUCUGUAAGAUAACACACUUGCCAGGGUUUCAUUUGAAAGGAACUUGUGGAGGUGAGAAACAAAAUGUUUCUUUUUUCACUAGCGUGCUUAAGGAGCACUACUCCUUGAUAAAUUCUCAGACAAAGAAGGCCCUGACGUGGUUGGCUAAAAUUUCAACAGACAAGCUUGCAGGAAUGGAAACAAAUGGCAUCAGGGGUCCUAUUUUAAACAUUUGUACUGCAUCUAAUAGACAUUUCCACAAAAUAUUUCAAGCAUUUGGCCUCUUAAAGAGAGUAGAGAAAGGUGUUUGCAAGUGGUACUACCCUCAACAUCUUAACAAUUUGACUUUUGAUGUGGCUGCCCUUGGCAUGGCUCUCCGUGAACCAUUAGAUUUUGUUAGGUUAUACUUGUCAAGAGCUACCCUGGUAGUUGUUCCAGCAAACUUGGUUGAUCAUUGGAAAACGCAAAUAGAAAAGCAUGUGAGGCCUGGUCAAUUGCGGGUUUAUGUUUGGACUGAUCAUCAAAAGCCAUCUGUGCAUUGUCUUGCAUGGGAUUAUGAUGUUGUCAUAACUACUUUUAGUCGUUUGAGUGCAGAGUGGGGCCCACGUAAGAGGAGUGCUUUGAUUCAAGUGCAUUGGUUUAGGAUAAUUUUAGAUGAAGGGCACACUCUUGGGUCAAGCCUGAACUUAACAAACAAGUUGCAAAUGGCUAUUUCAUUGAUAGCUUCAAAUCGAUGGAUACUAACAGGAACUCCAACGCCUAACACUCCUAACAGCCAACUUCCUCAUCUACAACCAUUGCUAAGGUUCCUUCAUGAAGAAUCUUAUGGACUGAAUCAAAAGUCAUGGGAAGCUGGUGUGCUUAGGCCAUUUGAAGCAGAGAUGGAGGAAGGGAGGUCUCGUCUGUUACAUUUACUUCAAAAAUGCAUGAUUAGUGCUAGAAAGAUAGAUUUACAAAGCAUUCCACCAUGCACGAAGAAAGUUGUUUAUCUAGAUUUUAAUGAGGAGCAUGCUAGGAGUUACAAUGAAUUGGUAAUCACUGUACGACGUAAUAUAUUGAUGGCUGAUUGGAAUGAUCCUUCACAUAUUGAGAGUCUACUGAAUCCAAAACAGUGGAAAUUUCGUAGUGCAACUUUAAAAAAUGUGAGGCUUUCAUGCUGUGUUGCUGGACAUAUUAAAGUUACACAUGCUGGAGAAGAUAUUCAAGAAACAAUGGAUAUGUUAGUACAAAGUGGUCUGGACCCUACUUCAGGAGAGUAUACCUCCGUAAGAUAUAAUCUCUUGUAUGGUGGUCACUGUGUCAGGUGCAAGGAAUGGUGUCGCCUUCCACUCAUUACCCCAUGUCGGCAUCUGUUGUGCCUUGAUUGUGUUUCUAUAGACAAUACCAAGUGUACUUAUCCUGGCUGCAGUAAAUUGUAUGAGAUGCAGAGUAGAGAGGCCCGACCUGAAAAUCCUAAACCGAAGUGGCCUGUACCCAAAGAUCUUAUUGAGCUACAACCUUCAUAUAAGCAGGAUAAUUGGGAUCCUGAUUGGCAAUCUACAUCUAGUAGUAAAGUCUCCUAUCUCGUCCAGAGGUUGAAAGCUUUGCGAGGAACCAAUGAAGAGACAUACUUCAAUACAGAAAAUAGCAAUGAUGAUUUGCAUAUUGAGAAUAGUUUGCAUAGAAGUGAUGACAAAUCAUCAAUUCAGACAUGUUCUAUGAGCAGCACUAAGACCAAUUUGAACCCUGAGAAAGUUCUGAUAUUUUCUCAAUUUCUUGAGCAUAUACAUGCCAUUGAACAGCAGUUGACUAUUGCUGGUAUCAAAUAUACUGGAAUGUAUAGCCCAAUGCAUUCCAGCAACAAGAAGAAGUCAUUAGCCAUGUUCCAGCAUGAUUCAAAUUGUAUGGCACUUCUGAUGGAUGGAAGUGCUGCAUUGGGUCUUGACUUGAGUUUUGUUACGCAUGUAUUUCUAAUGGAGCCAAUUUGGGACCGAAGUAUGGAGGAGCAAGUAAUUAGUCGUGCUCAUCGUAUGGGUGCUUCUCGUCCUAUUUAUGUGGAAACAUUAGCAAUGCGUGGUACAAUUGAAGAGCAAAUGCUAGACUUUUUACAGGAUGCUGAUAACUUUAGAAGAUCACCAAUUAAGGAUGCUACCGAAUCUGUUGAUGAUAGUGGGGGACGAGGAUAUAGAUCAUUGCAUGAUUUUGCUGAGAGUAGUUAUCUACUGAAACUUAGAUCUGUGUAUACUAAUUUGGAAAGUCCAAAAGGUGUUUGAUUGAUCAACAUCAAGCAAGUACUGACUAAUUUACUUGGAGCAAGUCCUGUGUACAUUUUGCAAGUUUGCAUGCUCUUGAAUAUGGUUUUACUUUUUGAGUAUAUAGUCUUACAAGUGCUCAUCUAAUGAGAGAUGCUUCCAUAUGCAUUGGAGAGUGGAAACUAUUCUUUUUGUGCAGAUUAUGGAGCUAUUUGCAGCGUCGCUUCUGUUUGCCAGUGAUUAAUGAAAUACCGGAAGUGUCCCUGCUUAUUCUUAUGUAAAGGAUUUAGUCUAGUUGAUUUGAUGUGAUCUAGUAGGCAAUUUGGAGUCAAGUAUUCGAAUUGAAAUAAAAUGUUGAGUUAUUGGAAAACAAGUGUUCUCCCACACCCUUUCUCUUAACAGUAGGUAAUAUUGAAAAAUCAUAAUAACCCUUGCCCCCUAAAAUUGGUGAUAUCAUGUAUGUUCUUAUGACUAUCGAUUUCAUUAUAUGCAGCUAAUAUUGUAAUUAUUAGCAA
This is a messenger RNA of Glycine soja, 4696 nucleotides long. RefSeq names its product F-box protein At3g54460. Lineage: Eukaryota; Viridiplantae; Streptophyta; Magnoliopsida; Fabales; Fabaceae. The coding region runs from base 234 to 4202 and encodes 1322 amino acids. The transcript has 9 exons. The record is from RefSeq and is a predicted model, not a curated record. Gene Ontology annotation, molecular function: zinc ion binding; ATP-dependent chromatin remodeler activity; ATP binding.